Molecule: messenger RNA, 1650 nt
Organism: Brettanomyces nanus
Lineage: Eukaryota; Fungi; Ascomycota; Pichiomycetes; Pichiales; Pichiaceae
Exons: 1
Coding region: 1-1650 (549 amino acids)
Biological process (GO): vesicle-mediated transport; intracellular protein transport
Cellular component (GO): Golgi membrane
Source: RefSeq, a predicted model, not a curated record
AUGGUUACCACUCAAUCCGAACUUCUUAAGCACGAUAUUUACUUGAUUGACAAGAUAGAAAACUUUGAUAGGGAUAAUCUUCGCAACUUACCCUGCAUUUGCUUUUUUAAGCCGUCCGAUCUUAUUCUAUCAGACCUCUGCUCUGAAAUAUCGUCUCCUAAAUACAAAAGCUAUCAGGUAUACUUUAACAACAUAGUUUCCAAGUCUCGCCUGGAAAGAUUGGCCGAAUCUGAUGAUUUGGAGGUGAUUACCAAUGUGGCUGAGGUGUUUCAAGAUUACUACACGGUAAACCGAGCUCUAUUCACAUCUGUCAACAUAUCUAAUCCCCUUGGUGGAAUUGACACAUGGGAUCCCGAGUCACUUGAUACUGCUCUAGAUUCAAUCAUAUCUUUGCUUCUUUCUCUCAAAAUUAAACCGGUCAUUAGAUUCGAGUCAAACUCCAAGAUGGCAUCGAAAUUGGCUUCUUCUGUCAACUAUGAGAUCGACAACAAUUCGUCUAAAUUAUUCGAUGAUGCAACUAAGAAGGAUGUUCAGCCGUUAUUACUUAUAAUGGACAGAAAAAAUGAUCCAGUGACUCCAUUGUUGUUUCCAUGGACCUAUCAAUCGAUGAUCCAUGAAGUAUUUGGCAUUAAAAACAAUACGGUGGAUCUUUCACAGCUUCCGAAUGUUGGUAAAGAGUUGAAAACUGUAGUGCUUAAUGAGAGUCAGGAUCAAUUUUACAGAGAAUCCAUGUAUCUUAACUUUGGUGAGUUGUCUGAAAGUUUGAAAAAGUUCAUUGAUAAGUAUAGAGAGAAGACCAAAACUAACUCGAGCAUCAAUUCCAUCAAGGAUAUGAAAUACUUCCUUGAAAAUUAUCCUGAGUUCAAAAAGACCUCCUUAAACGUUUCCAAGCACAUGCUUCUCUCCUCAGAGAUUGACAAACGUAUUAACGAAUGGAGGAUGUGGGAAGUUAGUGAGUUUCAGCAGACGAUGGUGUCGAACUCCGAUACUAGUCAUCAUCAAAGUGAGCUUGAUCAACUUGAACAGUUGUUGUUUGACCACAAAGAUAAUGGUCAAGGUGUCCCAUUAGCUCCGCUCUCCAACGAAACUAAGACAAAGCUUCUGUCGCUAUAUGCCCUUAAGUACGAAACUUACAGCGGCAAGCAGACUACAAAAUUACUAAGGUUGUUGAAGAAAAGUCACUUUCCUGAGGAGUACUGCCACUUUGUUCAGACUUUACUCAAAUAUGCUGGUGCUUCUGAACGGUUGUUUGAUGACGAUGAUUCCAUUUUUGAGCGUGUUGCCAAUUCAUCAAGUACUCUUAUCAAUGGUUUGACGUUCGGAAGUCAUGGUGAUACUAGCAAUGUGUAUAUGCAACAUGUGCCUAGACUUCAAAGUAUCCUCAUGAAAGUUGCCAAAUGCAAGUUGAACCUGAAUCAUUACCCCUACAUUGGCAAGCCACAGCCGGAAAUCACUGGUUCCGGAAGCAAAGUUCCACCCCAAGAAAUCAUCAUCUACAUUGUUGGGGGUGUCACCUAUGAAGAAGCCCGGUUGGUUGCAGAGUUAAAUAAGUCGAAUAGCGGACUGAGGUGUGUUAUUGGUGGAACACAUAUUUUGAGCACAGACGGAUUUGUGGAGAAUUUGGUAGAUAUAGGUGAUAGUAGUAGAUAA